AUGCUCGUUCAUUUCAUUGUUCAUGAAUCAUUUGAGGCGCCAGGUGCUUACGAAACCUGGGCUUUAGAGCGAGGAUACAAUGUCACAUUCACCCGGCUGUAUCUGGGCGACACUCUCCCUGGUACUGUGGACUCACUCGAUAUACUUAUCGUCCUAGGAGGCCCCCAGACUCCAUCAACCACAAAAGACGAGUGUCCGUACUUUGAUGCCGCAGCUGAAAGGAAGUUCAUUCUCCAAUGCAUCAAUGCGGGGAAUGCAGUCGUGGGGAUCUGUUUAGGCUCUCAGCUCGUGGGCGAGGCUCUUGGAGCAGCCUGGGAGAAAAGCCCAGAGACGGAGAUCGGUAACUUCCCCAUCACUCUGACCACGACCGGGAGGAGCAAUGACAAAUUCGGGCAUUUUGAUCUCUCGGUAGAAGUCGGUCAUUGGCACAACGAUAUGCCGGGACUGUCUCCUGAAGCUAAAAUCAUUGCUUCCAGCCAGGGCUGCCCCCGCCAGAUUGUCGAAUACACCAAUCUGGUGUAUGGAUUUCAGUGUCACAUGGAAUUAACUACUGAAGUGAUUGAGGGUUUGAUAGAAGCAAGCAAGGAUGAAUUGCCGGGUCUUAUCGAACGCAAAUAUGUUCAACAGCCUGACAUUUUGCGGGCAAACGACUAUGCGAAGAUGAACGAGACACUUGCCAUCUUCCUAGAUCGCCUCACAGAGGCGUAUCAUAUAGCCCGUCACCAAUAG
Molecule: messenger RNA, 729 nt
Organism: Clonostachys rhizophaga
Lineage: Eukaryota; Fungi; Ascomycota; Sordariomycetes; Hypocreales; Bionectriaceae
Source: the annotation of a GenBank genome assembly